AUGGAAGCUUACAAUGAGCCCAUCCCCAACAACAUUCCGCCUGAGAAGCGGCUGCCUCUGGUGGAGAACAAGUUGAAGAGAUUCAUGGCCCAGUUCGACGACAAGGUACAAAUUCUUGACCUCAAAUCGGGACAAACGAUCAUUAAGGAUCGGAACCUCUUCAUCAAGCGUUACACCUGCGUCUUCCGUGAGUCGGGCUCCAAACUUCAGGGGUCAUGCCUGAAGCGAUUCUACUUCGAUUCUUCAGGCCCAACCUACUGCAUUGACUAUGAGAUGCAUGAGAGCUUAGUGACUGCGAUGCCCGGCACACCUCCGGAUGGGAAGCUGGGCGUCCGUGAUCCACGAACAGAGCACCUUAUCGUGUUGUAUGAAGAGAAGGGCGGGAAGCUCACACGCAUGUGGCUGAGGCCUGACAGCGAAAAGUUGGGCAGCGACACAUAUGCUGGAGAGGACAUCCUAGCAGCCAGUGAAGCAUACAAGCAGUUUGAGGCGAAGCUGAAGGAAGUCACGGGUGGCAAAUUGGGAGAGCGCAUCUUCCACAACUACCAUGACAUCCCUAGCGUCGGCUGA
Messenger RNA from Symbiodinium pilosum, 570 nucleotides. NCBI's taxonomy places the organism in Eukaryota, Dinophyceae, Suessiales, Symbiodiniaceae. The record is from the annotation of a GenBank genome assembly.